ACAUUUUUUCUUUCCAAAAAAAAGAACUUAGAGAGAAGAGAAAAGAAAAGAAAAGAAAAAAAAUCAAAAAACAAAAAAGAUUACAAAUUUCACAAAAUGGAAAAUAAUCUAUAACAAUAAUAAUAAUAAGGGUUUUCGAAUUUCACUUUCUUUUCUCUCUCCCACGUUUAAUUUUCCUUUCCCUCUAUCCCUCCCCUCUUUUUUUUUUUUUCCUCUAUAUCUGUAUUAUUUUUUUUUUUUUCAUUUUUUCCCUCGCUUUUCUCCAUAUCUACAAUCCUCCGGGAAGCUGGAAAACUAUAAUUUCCAUUUUUUCCCGUAGAAAUUUACCUCCGUUUCUCAGUUAUCUCGUUUUAUUUUCAGGAAUUUGUAUUCUGUGUUACAACUGAGGGAAGGAGGAAUUCAUCCUAUGUGAAACCGAGGGGUAUACAUAUACAUACAUUAACAUUUUAUCAAAGAGGGAGGGAUUGAGAGCUUGUUUUACAGGAUUAAUCGUCUUUUGGUUUGUGAAAUUUUUGUUUUUUUUUCCUGCUUUCUUUUGUUAUUCCAUUCUCGACGAUUGAUUGGAUGUGCAUUAGAAUAUGGAUUCUCAAAAUUCGGCCCCAACGACUAGCCAAGUCAACUGUUGUGAUUGUGGGUGCAGCAGUUGUUCUACAAUGAACAUGUCCUAUUCAGGGACUUGGCUCCGGUCUGUGAAGCGAAAAUUUGAUGAAUAUGAUGGGAAUAAGUUUAUGAUCCCUGGCCUUGUCUUACCUCUAAAUGCUCGUAUAGAAAUUGAAAAUGAAUGUCUAGCACUAAGGGAAAUGGUAAGUAAGCAACAACACACAAUUCAGGAUUUAAGUGCUGAACUGGAGGAAGAACGAAAUGCGUCUUCCUCAGCUGCAAAUGAGGCCAUGUCAAUGAUUUUGAGGUUGCAAGGAGAAAAGGCAGAGGUUCAGAUGGAAUUUAAACAAUUUAAGAGGUACACUGAGGAGAAAACUGCACAUGAUCAGCAGGAGAUUAUGGCAUUGGAGGAUAUAUUAUAUAAGAGGGAGCAAUCAAUUCAAUCAUUGACUUGUGAGGUGCAAAUGUAUAAGCAUAGAAUGAUGAGUUAUGGGCUAACAGAAUCUGAGGCUGAUGGUGAUGGUGAGACGGAAAAGGGCCGUUUUAGUCGGAACAAUAGUAUGUCCGAGACUACCAAUGGACCAUUCGAAGUUCCUCCAUUUGAUUACCCUCCGUUGAAAUGUACUAUUAAUGAGAAUCAAGUAUACACAGAGUUUGAUAAUGAUGUUGAUGUUGAGAAAUAUGCAUUUGAAGAGACCCCACGUUCAUCCGACCAGUUGCGUGAUUUGGAGCAUAGGAUCAAUCAGUUGGAGAGGACACCAAGAAGCACUGAUGGGGAUCAUUUCAAGAACAACAUACUUGAAAAAGUUAUAGUUGGUCAUUCUCCAAGGAGGAGUAGGCAUCUUAGAAAAUUUUCAACUGAUAGUGUAGGAUCUCCCUUCAUUACAAAUAAAGAAAUUAACUCAGAUUUCAUCUCAGAUUCUCCAAGGUUUGGUGGAAGUAUUAGAAAAGCAGAAUAUUCACAAACAGAAGAACGUUCAAACUUGAGGAAGGUGGAUAGUUCUUCAGAAAAUGGAGAUGACAUGAGCGACCGAGUUUACACAAUUGAUUCUGUACAUCAGAGGGCUGGAUAUAAUGGUGUCUCAGAACUCAAGAGUUCAGCCGGAAUGGUUGACGACUACACCCCGAGGGAUUCAUUGCAUAAUACAGAUUUUGAAGAUCCAGAAGUCACAAAGUUAUACUUUAGGCUUCAGGCACUAGAGGCUGACCGGGAAUCAAUGCGACAGGCUAUGAUUGCUAUGCGGACUGAUAAAGCACAGGUGGUAUUGCUCAAGGAGAUUGCUCAGCAAUUAUGCAAAGAGAUGAACCCAGCCGUGAGAAAACCUGCGAAGAAGCCAUCUUUAAUUGGGAGCUUUUCGUUCAUGUCUGUAUUCAAGUCGAUGGUAUGCUUUGUUUUAUGGAGAAGAAAAGCACGCAGAUGCAAGUACACAUUUGGAUCGUCGGCCAACAAUGCAGGCUUGCUAAUGCUUUUAGACAAGGGACCUCGCAUGGGGCAGUGGAGAUGUCUGAUGAGCACGCAGGUGGAAAACCGUCUCUAGUAAUCCACAUCGAUUACUGAAAACUAUCAUAACCGUCAGUACGUAAUGGAUUGUAGUCAGAUUGAUUGUUUUUUCAUAUUACUUUCUUUCUCCCCCCUUGAAUUCCUUGCUGCUGCAAAUUGUGGGUUCACGUCUGCGCUGUGUUCUUCCGCUUGAUUCUUGGAAUUGUAGCAACAUUUGGCUGAACCAGUGUCAUUGAAAAUAUAGAUGUUCCACUGCCAGUUUGGGACUUGUGAAUAAUUGUGAUCAUAUAUGGCAUUUUGCUCAAGGUUUUCUUUUUCUUUUUUUCUGUAUAUUACAAUUUGUGAAUGAAUUUUUUUUUUUUU
Messenger RNA from Capsicum annuum, 2464 nucleotides. RefSeq names its product myosin-binding protein 7. Lineage: Eukaryota; Viridiplantae; Streptophyta; Magnoliopsida; Solanales; Solanaceae. The transcript has 4 exons. The record is from RefSeq and is a predicted model, not a curated record. Bases 579 to 2138 code for a protein of 519 amino acids.